AUGCCUUCCGAGCUUUGCCCCCCCUUCUUCGGAGCCAUGGGCUGCACCGUUGCCAUCGUCUUCACCUGCCUGGGUGCCUCUUACGGUACCGCAAAGUCCGGUGUCGGUAUCUCGGCUAUGGGUGUCCUCCGCCCUGACCUGAUCGUCAAGAACAUUGUUCCCGUCAUUAUGGCUGGUAUCAUUGCUAUUUACGGUCUCGUCGUUUCCGUGCUUAUCUCCGACGGGCUUCAGCAGCAGAUGGCUCUGUACACUGGAUUCAUUCAGUUCGGUGCUGGUCUCUCUGUCGGUCUUGCUGGUCUUGCUGCUGGUUUCGCCAUUGGUAUCGUCGGUGAUGCUGGUGUCCGUGGAACUGCUCAACAGCCCCGUCUCUUCGUCGGCAUGAUUCUGAUUCUCAUUUUCGCCGAAGUUUUGGGUCUUUACGGCUUGAUUGUCGCCCUUCUCAUGAACUCCAAGGCCACCCAGGACGUCACCUGCUAA
This is a messenger RNA of Colletotrichum godetiae, 477 nucleotides long. RefSeq names its product V-type ATPase. Gene Ontology annotation, molecular function: proton-transporting ATPase activity, rotational mechanism. NCBI's taxonomy places the organism in Eukaryota, Fungi, Ascomycota, Sordariomycetes, Glomerellales, Glomerellaceae. The record is from RefSeq and is a predicted model, not a curated record. Bases 1 to 477 code for a protein of 158 amino acids. Gene Ontology annotation, biological process: proton transmembrane transport. The transcript is spliced from 5 exons. Gene Ontology annotation, cellular component: proton-transporting V-type ATPase, V0 domain; membrane.